UGCGGAGCUCGAGCGCUGGCAGUUACCGUGAGAACUGCAGUGGUGACACCGAGCUCUACUACCAGUGGACGAGCUAGCCAACAGAGCUGCACCGAAAUAGCUUGCUCGAGGGGAGACGUGCCCGAGCAUGUCCGUUAACACACGCGCUGUAGUUUCUGCUGGAUGUACCUGAGCGAGAGGACAAACAGUUCUCCGUUUUCAUGAGAAGAAACUUAACUUGGAUUCUCCCUGGAUUUUAUUGGAAGGCAGCGAACGCGCGCGUUUAACUGAUAAAUACAACCAUGGGGUUCUACGGCACUUUGAAGCUGAUCUUCUACAAAAUGAAGAGGAAAAUGGACCAUGGUCCUGAUGGAAGACCAUUCCCUUCAGGGAAGAAACACUGUAAAGACCUGCGCCCAUACCAGGCUACGCCCACCACAUUUGGAGACCUUAGAUUAGCCAAUGGGCUCUCAGCUCAGCGCCGACGAGUCACCUCAGGCCCGCCACCUUCUGGGCUCCAGGACUGGCUCCACACCUUCCAGGCCUGGAGUGGCCCUGAAAGGCUAUUGGCUCUGGAUGAGUUGAUUGACAGCUGUGAGACCAAUCAGGUGAAGCACAUGAUGCAGGUCAUGGAGCCACAGUUCCAGAGAGACUUUAUCUCACUGCUACCCAAGGAGCUGGCCCUGUACGUGCUGUCCUUCCUGGACCCCAGGGCUCUGGUCCAGGCUGCUCAGACCUGCCGCUGCUGGAGGCAGCUGGCCGAGGACAACCUGCUGUGGAGGGAGAAGUGCAGGGAGGAGGGUAUAGAUGAAGCCGUGUCUCUCCAGAGGAGGAGGAAGGGGGGGGAGGGGAGUCCCUGGAAGAGUGCCUACGUCAGACAGCACUGCAUCGAGGCCAGCUGGAGGACUGGGGACGUGCUCUCCCCUAAGGUGUUGAAGGGUCAUGAUGGUCAUGUGAUCACCUGUCUCCAGGUCAGUGACAGUGUGAUUGUCAGCGGCUCUGAUGACAACACCCUCAAAGUCUGGUGUGCCGACACAGGCCAGUGUGUUCGUACGUUGGAGGGCCACUCCGGGGGGGUGUGGUGUUCCCAGAUGGGCGGGGCCCUGCUGGUGAGCGGCUCCACUGAUAGGACGCUGCGUGUUUGGGACGUCUCCAGCGGGGAGUGUUUGCACACGCUGCUCGGACACACCUCCACCGUGCGCUGCUUGCACCUGCACCAGGACACGGUGGUGAGUGGCUCCAGGGACGCCUCCCUCCGCAUGUGGGACAUCCAAUCAGGACGCUGCCUGCACGUGUUGCUAGGACACCAGGCGGCUGUGCGGUGCGUCCAGUACGACGGGCGCAAGGUGGUCAGCGGGGGGUACGACUCUGUGGUGAAGAUCUGGGACCCAGACACAGAGACCUGCACACACACCCUGGAGGGACACACCAACAGGGUCUACUCCCUGCAGUUUGACGGUGUGUUCGUGGUGAGCGGCUCCCUGGACACGUCCGUGCGGGUCUGGGACGCGGAGAGUGGAAGGUGUGUCCACACGCUGACCGGGCACCAGUCCCUGACCAGCGGCAUGGAGCUGAGGGGCCGGCUGCUGGUGUCGGGGAAUGCAGACUCAACCAUCAGGGUCUGGGACGUCCGGACCGGGCGCUGCAUACACACCCUGCAGGGUCCUAACAAACACCAGAGCGCGGUCACAUGUCUGCAGUUCUGUCGCUCUCUGCUCCUCUCCUCCUCUGACGAUGGCACCGUCAAGCUGUGGGACCUGGCCACGGGGGCGUGGCUUCGCGACCUGGUGACCCUGCCUCGCCGGGGGGAGGGGGGCGUGGUGUGGAGGAUCCGGGCGUCCGACACCAGGCUGGUGUGUGCAGCGGGGAGCCGCAACGGGAGCGAGGACACCAAGAUCAUGGUGCUGGACUUCCCCCUGGGCCAGUGAGGAUGACAUCAUCACUCAGGGACGAGGAGCACCAAGAUCAUGGUGCUGUACUUCCCCCUGGGCCAGUGAGGAUGACGUCAUCACUGAGGGACGAGGAGCAUUUUGAGGCGGUCGGAGAUGAGGGAGGAUGGAGGGAUGAAGGAGGAGGUGUAGAAUGAGAGAUGUGAGGAUGUGAGAGUUCUUUGCUAGACUUGGUGAUGUUCUCAUCUGGACACACACCCCCUCCCCCCUGCCCCCCUCCCCCAACAAUGACACAUGAGAGAUGAGACCCCACCUCCCCCUGUCUCCCCCUGUCUCCCCCGUCUCCCCCUGUCUCCCCCCCCAGCCCCCCAGCCCAGAGAGACCUCUGUGACAGGUUGUAGAUAGUGUACAUAGAGAUGAUGUAAAUACUGAUGAUUUUAUAUAGGAGAGAUAUAUAUACGGUCUGGAUGAGAUGAGGAAGAGAGGAGGGGGGGGCAGGGGAGGAAGAGGGGAGGA
This is a messenger RNA of Hypomesus transpacificus, 2384 nucleotides long. RefSeq names its product F-box/WD repeat-containing protein 7-like. The transcript is spliced from 11 exons. Lineage: Eukaryota; Metazoa; Chordata; Actinopteri; Osmeriformes; Osmeridae. Gene Ontology annotation, cellular component: cytoplasm; nucleus. Gene Ontology annotation, molecular function: ubiquitin binding. The record is from RefSeq and is a predicted model, not a curated record. Gene Ontology annotation, biological process: proteasome-mediated ubiquitin-dependent protein catabolic process; ubiquitin recycling. The coding region runs from base 282 to 1907 and encodes 541 amino acids.